AUGGCUAACCCCGGCGUCCUGUUCGUGACUAUGCAGCCCAAGCCGGGCUUGCAGAUAGAGCAGUUUCACGAGUGGUACAACAACGAGCAUGGGCCAACCAGGCUUCGUCUGCCGCGCCUGUUCACGAGUGGGCUUCGCUACCGCGCCGCAGACGGAGAGGCGCCCGAGUUCCUAGCCAUCUACGAUGUCACGUCGAUGCCCCUCCUGGAGACCGAAGUCUACAGCGUGCUCCGGGCCAACCGAUCGCCCCGCGAAGCCGAGGUCAUCGGGUGGGUCGACGUCAAGAGGUACUUCUGGGAACUGGUCUGCACCGAGCAGUCCUCCUUCUUCUUCCCCAUCGAGCAGCUGUCCGACAGCGAGACCGAGGGCAUCGUCCUGCUUACCGUGCGGCUCAGGCUCAAGGACGACGCGGAACCCAAAGCCGAGGACGAGAUCACCAGGUGGUUCGAGGGCCAGAUAGACAUGCUGUCCAGGGUCACCGGCUGGCUGCGGUCGCGCGUCUUCCGCACGUCGCACCUCGAGACGGGCGUGCCGACGUCGGUCAUCGCGCUGCACGAGUUCGCCAAGGAGAACGAGCUCGGCGACCUAGCGAGCCACGCGGCGACCCGCUCGCCUACCUGGGACGACGUCGCGGCCAAGCACGCGACGCUCGCCUCGCAGCGCCAAUACUCGCUCUUCUACGUCUUCGGCCCGGCCCCGCGCGACCUGCACAACCUGUCGCGGCUCGAGCCGGCCAAGGCCGCCUUCACCUCCGCCGACGCCAAGACCAGGACCGCGAACGAGCCGCCGUCGCCCGCCAUCGAGUCGUACGUGACGCUGCCCGACGGCCUCGUCAUCCCGUACCGGCUCGAGGGCAACCCCGACCCGCGGGCGCCGACCGUCGCCCUGUCCAACUCGCUGCUGACGUCGCUGCACAUGUGGGACCCCUUCGUGGCGACGCUGCUGGAGAAGCGGCCGCGGUACCGGAUCCUGCGGUACGACACGCGGGGGCGGCACGCGCUGGCGCCCGCGCCCGAGGCGCCCGCGACGCUCGCCGGCUUGUCGGACGACCUCGGCGCGCUGCUCGCGGCGCUGCGCAUCCCGAAGCUCGCCGCGCUCGUCGGCGUCUCGAUGGGCGGCGCGACGACGGUGCGCUUCGCCCUCGACCACCCGGACCGCGUGGCGCGCUUCGUCGCGUGCGACUUCAACGCGGCGAGCGGCGCCGCCAACACGGACGCGUGGCGCGCGCGCAUCGCGCUCGCACAGGAGCCGGCCGCGGACGGCGGCGGCCCCGCGGGCAUCGAGAGGCUCGCCGCGGAGACGGUCGGGCGGUGGUUCGACCCGGCGACGGCGCCGCGCCGCCCCGACGCCGCGCGCGAGAUGGCGGCCAUGCUCGCGGCCAACGACGUCGCCGGCUUCCGCUGGAGCUGCCAGGCGCUCUGGGACUACGACCUGCGCCCGGAGCUGGGCGGCUGCCGCGUGCCGGGCCUGCUGGUGGCCGGCGCCGGCGACCGCGACGGCAAGAUGGCCGAGGCCAUGGAGGCCUUCCGGCCGCUGCUGGGCAAGGGCGGCCGCGCCAAGCUCGCCGUCGUGCCGGACGCGGGCCACCUGCCCAUGUUCGAGCACCCGGAGGGGUUCUGGGAGGCGGUAGAGAAGUUUCUAUGA
This is a messenger RNA of Durotheca rogersii, 1644 nucleotides long. Its product is annotated as alpha/beta-hydrolase. The record is from RefSeq and is a predicted model, not a curated record. The transcript has a single exon. Lineage: Eukaryota; Fungi; Ascomycota; Sordariomycetes; Xylariales; Xylariaceae. Bases 1 to 1644 code for a protein of 547 amino acids.